AUGAUUUUGGGCAUUGGUGUUGACCUUGUUCACUUGCAGCGAAUAGCCUCGCUCGUAGCACGAAGGGGACGGACACCACUUGCCACACGUAUACUGAGUCCUCUAGAACUCAAAGAAUUUACUCAACGAUUUCCUCAUGACGACAAUGCGAUUGAUCAACAAGUCAUGUACCUUGGAUCGCGAUGGUGUAUCAAAGAAGCUGUGUACAAGGCACUUUAUCCGAUUCACAAACUAGAAUGGAAACAAGUGACAGUAGCUAAAAACCAAGGAAAACCGGUUUUGCACGUGGCGAAUGGUGAAGCGUAUGGGAUCAGACGAUCUCAUGUUGCAUUAAGUCAUGAUGGCGAGUAUGCUAUCUCUCAAGUGGUCCUGGAAGGAUAG
Messenger RNA from Zychaea mexicana, 381 nucleotides. Its product is annotated as 4'-phosphopantetheinyl transferase. The record is from RefSeq and is a predicted model, not a curated record. The transcript has 3 exons. Gene Ontology annotation, biological process: fatty acid biosynthetic process. Gene Ontology annotation, molecular function: holo-[acyl-carrier-protein] synthase activity; magnesium ion binding. Bases 1 to 381 code for a protein of 126 amino acids. Lineage: Eukaryota; Fungi; Mucoromycota; Mucoromycetes; Mucorales; Lichtheimiaceae.